GAAAAAUCUCCGAGCCGCCAUGAUGCUUGUUUGCUUUGGGUGAGAAAGAGCAGCGGAUACAAAGUGGAGCAGAAACAAAGGAGACGCGCACUCAGCUUCGUCAACUGGUAAUGCGCUUACAGUAUUACAGGGAUGCCCAAGGAAAAAUAUGAUCCGCCUGACCCAAGGCGGAUGUACACAAUAAUGUCGAGCGAGGAGGCCGCCAGCGGGAAGAAGUCAUACUGGGCCGAGCUGGAGAUCAGUGGCAAAGUAAGGAGUCUGAGCACAGCAUUGUGGUCUCUCACACACCUGACUGCUCUGCACAUCAGUGAUAACUCCCUCUCACGCAUCCCACCUGACAUUGCCAAACUACACAAUCUGGUGUACCUGGACCUCUCGUCCAACAAGAUCAGGAGCCUGCCCGCUGAGCUAGGCAACAUGGUAUCUCUCAGGGAACUGCUUUUAAAUAACAACCAGUUGCGAGUUCUACCUUUUGAGCUUGGAAAACUGUUUCAGUUACAAACACUGGGUUUGAAAGGAAACCCGCUUGCACAAGACAUCAUGAACCUCUACCAGGAACCCGAUGGGACGCGCCGGCUCCUAAACUACCUGCUCGACAAUCUUGCAGGCACUAAGCGCGUCUCCACCGAGCAGCCCCCUUCUCGCUCCUGGGUACCUCUGCAGGAGCCUGACAGGACACGACCAUCAGCCCUUUUCUCAGUGAUGUGCUACAAUGUGCUGUGUGAUAAGUAUGCCACGCGCCAGCUCUAUGGCUACUGCCCCUCCUGGGCCCUCAACUGGGACUACAGGAAAAAGUCCAUCAUGCAAGAGAUCCUCACUUGCAGUGCAGACAUCAUCAGCCUACAGGAAGUGGAGACGGAGCAGUACUACAACUUCUUCCUGGUAGAGUUGAAGGAGCAUGGUUAUGAGGGUUUUUUCAGCCCCAAGUCUCGUGCCAGGACCAUGUCUGAGUCUGACCGAAAACAUGUGGACGGCUGCGCCAUCUUCUACAAGACUGAGAAAUUCAGCUUAGUGCAGAAACACACAGUGGAAUUUAACCAGCUGGCCAUGGCUAACUCGGAGGGCUCGGAGGUUAUGUUGAACAGGGUGAUGACCAAGGACAACAUUGGGGUCGCCGUGCUCCUUGAGCUACGCAAAGAGAUGAUGGAGCAAUCUGCAGGGAAACCCUUGCAUGGAAUGGAGAAGCAGCUGCUGUUGGUGGCAAAUGCCCACAUGCACUGGGACCCUGAAUACUCGGAUGUAAAGCUGGUCCAGACCAUGAUGUUUCUCUCAGAGGUGAAGAACAUUGUGGACAAGGCCACACGCAGCCUCAAGCUCUCUUCUGUGUCAGGAGAGACCAAUGCCAUUCCGCUCGUCCUGUGUGCUGACCUCAACUCACUGCCUGACUCAGGUGUCGUGGAAUACCUGAGCACAGGUGGUGUGGACAGCACGCAUAAGGAUUUCAAGGAGCUGCGCUACAUCGACUGCCUGACCAACUUUAACUGCAACGGCAAAAAUGGCACGUCUAGCACGAGGAUCACACACGGCUUCAAGCUAAAGAGUGCCUACGAGAAUGGCCUGAUGCCUUAUACAAACUACACCUUUGACUUCAAGGGCAUCAUUGACUACAUCUUCUACUCUCAGCCCCUGCUUAACGUGCUGGGGGUGCUGGGCCCGCUGGACCCCCACUGGCUUCACGAGAACAAUAUCACCGGCUGCCCCCAUCCCCACAUCCCCUCCGACCACUUCUCCCUGUUUGCACAACUAGAGCUGGUCCUGCCCUACCCGCCCGCAGUCAACGGCAUCCACGUGCCUGGCCGCAGGUAGUUCUCCGAGCCAGCAGGGGGAGCUCCCAUCCAAGCCUCGCCUGCUCUCUGCUCAGGGAGAGAGGCGUAAAUCUUGUUGUGUAUAAAUCAGAAUCCGAUAGGAGGAGCUGGGGUAUGGCUAAACUUUUAUUCCCAAUGGAUUUUAACUGAAGCAGAUGGUUAUUGUCAGUCUUAUCUGUACCACCUCCCCCUUUCUUAGUUUUCUUGAUUUUGAUUUUUUUUUUUCCUCCCCCCUUCUUUGUUUUUUUUCUGGGCACAAGUUUAACGUUACCUUCAUUUUCACACUGUAUCCCAACCCCAGAUUUUCCUGAGAAUUUCUUGUAAAUUUUACCUGAAGACAGUGGUCAACGCUUUUAUAUAAAAUAUGGCAAUACCUUUUCAGACACAUGCAGGGAGUCCAGAUUAAGCAAGUACAUCAUCAGAUUUCUAUUUUGGACCAUGCCACUUUUUUCUGACGCCAGUUCAGAGCAAGCAGCUAAAUUAGACAGGAACCGUUAACCACACCAGCUUUUCAGAGAUGAUCACAUAGUCUGUUCUCCCAUAAUGCCCUUCUGACCUAAAGGGCUUCUUUGGUGUGUACAGUGUGUGAGAGCAGGUCACACUCUCACCUUUACACUCCACAUGGUGCUGAGGUGUCUUCUAAUACAACCCUGCCCUCCUGCUGUACACCCUGAACCGUGUGUGUGUGAUUCACCACACUGAGGCUUCAGCCCUCAGAGACGCUGCAGUCCACCCGAGUGCGUCCAUCUCAUCUCAGUAGACCGAAGGAGUUUUAGUACAGAUGCACUUAGUCACUCGUACCGUUUAUUUUAAUCUAAAUCUUUUUGCUUAUAAUGGUUUUCAAACCCAUGUCUAUAGCCUUGAUGUAUGCAGCAAAAACAGAGGGCGGCAGGAAAAGGGAAACGUUCUGGAAUGGGCAGCUGUGUUUUUGGCUUGUCAGAGACUGCAGCUCAUACACCUGGAGCGCUGCUGACCCCAGGGCAGUUGAGUUUGGCAGACAGUCACAAAAACUCAAGCAGGGCGGUACAUGGCAGCAAGGGCAUAAGUGAAGCAUGCUCAUUCUCAACUAGUUAGGCUAGCCUCCCUCUCUCUGUCCAGUAUGUUGCCUUGCUCAGCCAAGGCACCCACCCAUUUUCUUUUGCUGUGGUUAUAUUUAUUUUUUGUUUUAUUUUUGUUUCUUUGGUUUCUUUUUUUGUAUAUUCUGUUUUGCUCCCAGAGUGAUUAUUUUUUGGGACUCCACAUGAUUGUAUACAAACCACAGAAGUCCUGAUUUCUUUUUUGUGUACAUAUUCAAAUUUCGAUUUGGAUAAAAAAAUGAUUGUAUUGUAAAUGAAAAGCUAAAUUUCUAUCAGUUUUAAGGUGUUUUGAACCUAAUGAACAUGCAAAAUGACCAGCAUGUAUACAAGAGGAAGAAGACAAUUUUCAGGUUUUUGCUGUGUAAAUUUGCACUUGUCCAGGUCCUUUUUGUUUUUUUUUUUAUUAUUUCUACCUUCCAGUACCACUUUUAUUUCCUCUUAACCAAAAGCAUUGCUGCAUAGAGCCUGGUGUCUGGUUAUGUGCCCCUUUUUUCUGUUUUCAUGAAAACAUGCAGCGUUGUGCCUCACUGCUUCCUUCCUCCAAGCACACUGCCAGUGCUCUCCUGGACACCUAAAACAGCCUCCAGCUAAACCACCUCCCCUCACUGUUCUAGUAUCUUAAAUAUUAGCUCACCUGCUGUUACCCUGUAGCUGCUUUGCUGAUUGGUUCUCUUCAGAGCUUCUUUUUUCUCCCAUUUUUUUUUCAGUCCAGUUUUCCACCAUCAGUCUUACCUUACAGUGGCUGUAGACUAGUUUUUCAUCCACAGCUCCUUACCCAACCCCCCCAGCUCUCAAUUUACUGCCACAUCCUCGCUCUCAACUCAGGCGAUUCUCUUUCACCGUUUGUGUUUUUGUGGAAUUUUUUUUUCUAAUUGUUUGCAUUUUUUAUA
Molecule: messenger RNA, 3771 nt
Organism: Pygocentrus nattereri (red-bellied piranha)
Lineage: Eukaryota; Metazoa; Chordata; Actinopteri; Characiformes; Serrasalmidae
Gene: cnot6a
Product: CCR4-NOT transcription complex, subunit 6a
Exons: 12
Coding region: 133-1806 (557 amino acids)
Biological process (GO): nuclear-transcribed mRNA poly(A) tail shortening
Cellular component (GO): nucleus; CCR4-NOT complex; cytoplasm
Molecular function (GO): protein binding; poly(A)-specific ribonuclease activity
Source: RefSeq, a predicted model, not a curated record